AUGAUUUAUCCAGUGAUGGGACCACACUCUCAUGCCCUCGCAUCGGUUACUGAGCCAAGAUUUAUCCACAUUCGUGUGUAUGUGUCCUGCAUCUCGGAGGGAUUACGUGUACCGAGUGACGCUGAAAGAAAUUCGGUGAGUAAAUCAAGUAGGGCCCAAAGGAUUGGACCCCAACUGCCGGUGCUACUAAAGUACGACCCUGACGUUGAGCGAGGCGGUGAUGAGGCGGAUGGUGAAGAAGAGGAGGCUGAUGAAGUCGAAGAUAUUGACGACCUGGAAAUGGCAAGGCAGCGUCGUGUAUAUGAGACGGCAUUCGACUGUAAAGUUACUCGAUCCGAUGACGAUUUGGAUGAGAUUGAUCGGGUUACAAAUCAUCCGGUACUGCAUUUAAAGUUGAGGGGCACGAGUCCAUCAUGUUCAAGCCCUGAUACCACUGCUUCGAAAUACACAGGCUCGCAGUGGGGUAAACAGCAGACUCAUGAAGGUCAUAAACAAAAAAUGAUGAUGUUACAACCUAAACCUGUAUCAAAUCGACAGCAGCCGCAUUUGGACAAUAUAUAUAGUCUCGCUCAGGGCAUUCAAACACUUAAGGUAAAUUCCAGUGAUGAACAGAAGUUCACGGGUAGAAUAACCACUUGUCGAUGUACCUCGUCUCUAUCAUCGACAGCUCCCCUAUCCGCCAAGUUUCAUGGAAACCAAGAUGACAUUCUUCUAAAUAUUCACAGUGCUCCAAAUUUACCCUUACAAACAGAUCGUCCAAGACUGAGAGGCGUGAGACCACCAAUCGAAUCAUUGAGAAUCAAGGAUUCACCAAAAAGUAGUACUGAUGUAUUCGAUAUUAAAAGUCGAACAGAAAGUUUCGUUAAAGAGAACAAUGAUUAUCGAUUACGCAAAGGAAACCAAGAACUCAUUCUUGAGUUCAAGGGUAGGCCCAGAGGAGACAAAUACCGACCAAGAUGUUUGGUACGAGUUAGAGAACCAGUUGGUGAAUUUAAAGAAAGUCCCCAUGAAGCGGAGGGAGAUCUUCUGAAGGAGAGAACAGAUCCAGGACUCGUUGAGUUUAAGCUACGUCCAACAAGAUGUCGAGUUGGCUAUUCCAGUACAGAGAGCAUGGCGACAAGCAGCAGUGCUGGAAGCAUGGAAUCCCUCCGAAGCACCACUAGUGAAAGCAACAGGUCGACGAGUAGCUCUGAUAGCCGCCGCAGUACUAGUUUGAGCUCUCACAGUUCAGACAGCGGCACCACGCACUGCUUUCUCCACCAUCAUCAUCAACCAAAAACUUUAUCUGGUUAUCUCACGUUCCACGCAAGUCACCUGCACAUCCUUUCGCCCAUCUCCGACAAAUCCUCCCAAGAACCUGCAUCUGAAACUUCUGAUAAUAAUCGGAAUAAUAAUUCUCAGAAAGCUUCCCCCGAAGCUACUGGACUUGUCAUGCUAAAUACUACUACAAAUCCAAUCACUUCGACUGUGGUGGUGCCGACAGAUCCGUCUUUCAAGAACCGGCGUACGCCACAGAAUAAGAAUGUGAUUAACUUAGCACUCAAAUUUUCAUCAUUGGGAGAUGCAGAAAUUCAAGGUUCAGACAGUGGGAUUUCGAUUGAGUCUCGAGCAGAAAUUAAGUGCAAACCGUUUGCUUUCCAACUUCGGAAAACUGAGAUUAAUAACAUCAACUUAGUUAGCGAAGACCCUGACCUACCGGAAUUGCCGUUUGACAUGCCAAAAUUAAGGAGGAGACGUCUCCUCAUGCAACAGGAUGCAACAACCUCGGGUAGUGCCACCAGUGUUGAUCUCAGAGAUCUUCCUUUCGAUAUGCCAAAAUUGAAGAGACGGUUACGAUGCACUCAGGCUAUGGAAUCUAGUGUUUCGAGAGCCUCCUCCAGCAUUUCAAGUAGAGACGUGGAAGCUCCACCAUUUUUUGGU
Molecule: messenger RNA, 1920 nt
Organism: Diachasma alloeum
Lineage: Eukaryota; Metazoa; Arthropoda; Insecta; Hymenoptera; Braconidae
Gene: hwt
Product: SH2 domain-containing adapter protein E
Molecular function (GO): phosphotyrosine residue binding
Source: RefSeq, a predicted model, not a curated record